Messenger RNA from Aethina tumida (small hive beetle), 3177 nucleotides. Its product is annotated as mucin-3A-like. The coding region runs from base 1 to 3177 and encodes 1058 amino acids. NCBI's taxonomy places the organism in Eukaryota, Metazoa, Arthropoda, Insecta, Coleoptera, Nitidulidae. The record is from RefSeq and is a predicted model, not a curated record. The transcript has 3 exons.
AUGGAAACGAGUACAUCAUCAGGAACAACUCUGACAUUGGCUGCAACUCUAGACGAUGGUUUGACACCACCAACAAUCUCUAAAACAUCAGAAUUGGAAGAAAUAUCAACUCUAUCUUCAGCUUCAAGCACAAUGUUGGUUCCCACGUCCAUCAAGUCCACCGAGUCUAUUCCAGAAGUAACUGACACAUCACUAUCCAUAAAAACAGAACUUAGUACACCAACAAAAACAACACUAAUUUCGGCUGCAACUACUGACGAUGGAUUAACACCUCCAAUGCCCUCAACCACUUCAGAACUGGAAAUGAUAUCAACUCAAACUUCUUCUUCCGGUACUUUAUUAUAUACUGUGUCCAUCAAAUCCACUGUGCCUACUGUAAGCACAGAACUAACAAGGGCAACAGGUGCACCAUUAUCCAUAACAACGGAACUUAGUACACCAUCAGGAACAACUCUGCAACUGGCUGGGUUGACACCACCAACAAUCUAUAAAACAUCAGAAUUGGAAGAAAUAUCAACUCUAUCUUCAGCUUCAACCACAAUGUUGGUUCCCACGUCCAUCAAGUCCACCGAAUCCAUUCCAGAAGUAACUGACACAUCAAUAUCCAUAAAAACAGAACUUAGUACACCAACAGAAACAACACUAAUUUCGACUGCAACUACUGACGAUGGAUUAACAACUCCAAUGCCCUCAACCACUUCAGAACUAGAAAAGAUUUCAACUCUAUCUUCAUCUUCAAGAAUUAUGUUGGUUCCCACGUCCCUCAAAUCCACCGAAUCCAUUCCAGAAGAAACUGACACAUCACUAUCCAUAAAAAUAGAACUUAGUACACUAACAGAAACAAAACUAAUUUCGGCUGCAACUACUGACGACGGAUUAACACUUUCAAUGCUUUCAACCACUUCAGAACUGGAAAUGAUAUCAACUCAAACUUCUUCUUCCGGUAUUUUAAUAUUUACUGUGUCCAUCAAAUCCACUGAGCCCACUGUAAGCACAGAACCAACAAGGGCAACAGGUGCACCAUUAUACAUAACAACUGAACUUAGUACACAAUCAGGAAAAACUCUGACAUCGGCUGCAACUGUAGACGAUGGCUUGACGCCACCAAGAAUCUCUAAAACAUCAGAAUUGGAAGAAAUAUCAACUCUAUCUUCAGCUUCAAGCACAAUGUUGGUUCCCACGUCCAUCAAGUCCACCGAAUCCAUUCCAGAAGUAACUGACACAUCACUAUCCAUAAAAACAGAACUUUGGACAUCAACAGAAACAACAUUAAUUUCGGCUCCUACUUCUGACGAUGGAUUAACAUCUCCAUUGCUCUCAACCAAUUCAGAACUAGAAAAGAUUUCAACUCUAUCUUCAUCUUCAGAUACUAUGUUACUUACCACGUCGAUCAAAUCCACUGUGUCCUCUCUAAGCACAGAUUUAACAAGACCAACAAUUGUACCAUUAUCCAUAACAGUGGAAUUUAGUACACCAUCAGGAACAACUCUGACAUUGGCUGCAACUCUAGACGAUAGUGUGACACCACCAACAGUCUCUAAAACAUCAGAAUUGGAAGAAAUAUCAACUCUAUCUUCAGCUUCAAGCACAACGUUUGUUCCCACGUCCAUCAAGUCCACUGAAUCCAUUCCAGAAGUCACUGACACAUCACUAUCCAUAAAAACAGAACUUAGUACACCAACAGAAACAACAUUAAUUUCGGCUCCUACUUCUGACGAUGGAUUAACAUCUCCAUUGCUCUCAACCACUUCAGAAAUAAAAAAAAUUUCAAUUCUAUCUUCAUUUUCAGACACUAUGUUAUUUACCACGUCGAUCAAAUCCACUGUGUCCUCUCUAAGCACAGAUUUAACAAGACCAACAAUUGUACCAUUAUCCAUAACAGUGGAAUUUAGUACACCAUCAGGAACAACUCUGACAUUGGCUGCAACUCUAGACGAUAGUGUGACACCACCAACAGUCUCUAAAACAUCAGAAUUGGAAGAAAUAUCAACUCUAUCUUCAGCUUCAAGCACAACGUUUGUUCCCACGUCCAUCAAGUCCACUGAAUCCAUUCCAGAAGUCACUGACACAUCACUAUCCAUAAAAACAGAACUUAGUACACCAACAGAAACAACAUUAAUUUCGGCUCCUACUUCUGACGAUGGAUUAACAUCUCCAUUGCUCUCAACCACUUCAGAAAUAAAAAAAAUUUCAACUCUAUCUUCAUUUUCAGACACUAUGUUAUUUACCACGUCGAUCAAAUCCACUGUGUCCUCUCUAAGCACAGAUUUAACAAGACCAACAAUUGUACCAUUAUCCAUAACAGUGGAAUUUAGUACACCAUCAGGAACAACUCUGACACUGGCUGCAACUCUAGACGAUAGUUUGACACCACCAACAGUCUCUAAAACAUCAGAAUUGGAAGAAAUAUCAACUCUAUCUUCAGCUUCAAGCACAAUGUUGGUUCCCACGUCUAUCAUGUCCACCGAGUCCAUUCCAGAAGUAACUGACACGUUAUUAUCCAUAAAAACAGAACUUAGUCGACUAACAGAAACAACACUAAUUUCGGCUGCAACUACUGACGACGGAUUAACACCUCCAAUGCUUUCAACCACUUCAGAACUGGAAAUGAUAUUAACUCAAACUUCUUCUUCUGGUACUUUAUUACUUACUGUGUCCAUCAAAUCUAUUGUGCCCACUGUAAGCACAGAAUUAACAAGGGCAACAGGUGCACCAUUAUCCAUAACAACGGAACUUAGUACACCAUCAGGAACAACUCUGCAACUGGCUGGUUUGACACCACCAACAAUCUAUAAAACAUCAGAAUUGGAAGAAAUAUCAACUCUAUCUUCAGCUUCAACCACAAUGUUGGUUCCCACGUCCAUCAAGUCCACCGAAUCCAUUCCAGAAGUAACUGACAUAUCAAUAUCCAUAAAAACAGAACUUAGUACACCAACAGAAACAACACUAAUUUCGACUGCAACUACUGACGAUGGAUUAACAACUCCAAUGCCCUCAUCCACUUCAGAGACCCCACUUUCACCUUCAAGCAUUAUGUUGGUCCCCACGUCCUUCAGAUCAACUAGACGAAGAAUUAACAACUCCAUCAAUCUCUAUAACUUCACAACUGGAAGAAAUUUCGACUCCAUCUUCAACUUCAAGCAUUAUGUUGGUUCCUACGUCCAUCGGAUCAACUAG